This is a messenger RNA of Closterium sp. Yama58-4, 936 nucleotides long. NCBI's taxonomy places the organism in Eukaryota, Viridiplantae, Streptophyta, Zygnematophyceae, Desmidiales, Closteriaceae. The record is from the annotation of a GenBank genome assembly.
AUGAGCAAGGUUCUUUUCCCGAACUUCAAGGACAUCACCAUGGUGACUCUCUUCGGCAGCGCGCAGCAGAACAAGGCGGCUGGCACCAUCCGCCUCACUAGCCAGCCGCACUCCGCGGGCGGCGUGAUCCUGCGCACGCCUCUCCUCCUCCUGGACAAAAAAUUCGCCAAUUCGACGACCUGCAAGCCGCUUGCUUGGCGCUCCGUCUUUCAGUUCAAGUCGUCCGGCAACGCUGACGGCUUGGCGUUUGUUAUCUGGUCCAAGCUGCGGAACCUCGGCUCGCCGGACGGUUACCUCGGGUACGGCGGGCCGGCGGUUCGUUAUAAGAAGUCUCGCAGCAUGGCUAUAGAGCUGGACAUGGCAAAGAACACGUGGGAUCCUAGCGCGACGCACGUGGGAAUCAACACCCGCGGCAGCAUGAAAUCCCUCGCGUGGAGGGUGCUUCGCGCGCCUUUGAACGAUUCUAUCCCGCGACGCGUGUGGAUCGAAUACGACGGGCAGUCGCUGAGCGUAUCGGUGGGCAAGGGCUCGAGGAAGCCCAAGGCACCGCUGCUGCGCUACGCGAUUAACACGUGCAACGCGCUGAAGCAGCCUGGGUACUACGUCGGCAUCACCGCGUCCAAUGCGGACGGCCAGUCCUCGCAAGAAAUCCUCGCCUGGAGCUUCUCCGCUUCCCCCUCGACGUCGCUGUGCCCCAUGUGCGGGAGCGUGACAAACCCCAAGAAGAAGAUCAGCUGCUGCAUGCCGUUCCAGUGCUGCAACGGCGUGUGCCUCGCGCCCACGGAGCUUUGCGCCGGCACCACCUGCUGCGGAUCGCCCGAUAGCGGUCGCGUGUGCUGGGGCGUGAAGUGCUGCAGUGUAACCAGUCUGUGUAUGACGAAGCAGAAGCAGCCUGUCUGCUGUCCGCAAAUCGGAAACAGCACGUGCUGCAUGUAA